Messenger RNA from Coregonus sp. 'balchen', 32817 nucleotides. The record is from the annotation of a GenBank genome assembly. Lineage: Eukaryota; Metazoa; Chordata; Actinopteri; Salmoniformes; Salmonidae.
AUGUACUGUGCUUCCUAUCCUGUGUCUGCCGGGACCACCAGCAAUAACCUGAUGUAUUGCUACGUCAAAUCGGUGAGUGUGUUUCCACUCUCUAGAUAAAACGUGUGUACCGGUCUGUGUACGUACUGUCUUUGUGAAUGAUUGGAUGUAAUUAGAUGUUCUUCAUUCCUAUUAUCUCUCCUACUCUUGAUAAUUACUAUAGCGGGGGGGGGCAUUCAACUCUUACCCUACGAGGUCCGGAGCCUGCUGGUUUUCUGUUCUGCUUGAAAAUUAAUUUCACCCACUUGUCCCAGGUCUAAAUCAGUCCCUGAUUAGAGGGGAACAAUGAGAAAAUGCGGUGGAACUGGCUUCGAGGACCAGAGUUGAGUUUGAACAUAGAUAAAACAGAGUUCUCUACAUAUCUCUACAUAGUUCUCUUUAUUUUAUAUUCUCUCCAUUAUCUAUAUUCUCUGUCACGAGUUAUCUUCAUUAUCCUCAUGUACACAUAAGACAUGGAAUAAGGCAUAGAUCAUUUAAAUACAUUAUCAAUAUGUUCACUAUCAAUGUAACAAUACCUUAUCAUAGAAUAGUACAGUAUUGACACAUCAAAGUAAGCCUACUCUAUCCACUGUGUGUGGUAGCUGGUCCUUAAUUGUCAUUUAUCACACCAGGGAGUCCAUGCAGACUACAUUCUAUACCAUUCACACCAGGGAGUCCAUGCAGACUACAUUCUAUACCAUUCACACCAGGGAGUCCAUUCAGACUACAUUCUAUACCAUUCACACCAGGGAGUCCAUGCAGACUACAUUCUAUACCAUUCACACCAGGCAGUCCAUUCAGACUACAUUCUAUACCAUUCACACCAGGGAGUCCGUGCAGACUACAUUCUAUACCAUUCACACCAGGGAGUCCAUUCAGACUACAUUCUAUACCAUUCACACCAGGGAGUCCAUUCAGACUACAUUCUAUACCAUUCACACCAGGGAGUCCAUGCAGACUACAUUCUAUACCAUUCACACCAGGGAGUCCAUGCAGACUACAUUCUAUACCAUUCACACCAGGGAGUCCAUUCAGACUACAUUCUAUACCAUUCACACCAGGGAGUCCAUGCAGACUACAUUCUAUACCAUUCACACCAGGGAGUCCAUUCAGACUACAUUCUAUACCAUUCACACCAGGGAGUCCAUGCAGACUACAUUCUAUACCAUUCACACCAGGGAGUCCAUUCAGACUACAUUCUAUACCAUUCACACCAGGGAGUCCAUUCAGACUACAUUCUAUACCAUUCACACCAGGGAGUCCAUUCGGACUACAUUCCAUACAAGUACAGGAACAGACCCUUUGAUAUACAGCUACCCAAAUGUUAAGGCAGCAACCAUGUGUUUGAGUGUGUAAGGGUUAGGAAUGGGCACAUAUGGCUGUGUGUGUCUGGGAAGGGAUAUUACUGUGUGGUGAGUGGGAAUGGGACUGGGUGUGCUUUUCAGUCAGUGUUGUCGGUGUUCAUUUAUUAACUUUGGCAAAGUUUAGAAUCUCUGUGGUUUCAUUGUGACUGAAGUUGAUGAAUGGUGCUGUAGAAUUUCUUUGAUUUCUUUGAUCAUGCAGUUCUUUAAUACAUACUGAAGUGACAUUGACCAUUUACUCUUGACUGUGUGGUCAGUGAGUUUAGUAGCACACAUCAAUGGUCAAUACACCGUGCUAAUGAUCAAGAUCCCUCUUUCAGUUCAGACAGACCUGAGAACACAACAUAUAUCAUUCUAAUUUGACCGUCUACCAUUUUUUUUUGACGUGAAGCAGAUUGCUGCUCUGAUCUCUAUUUAAUUUAACCGUGGUCUGUUUUAACACUGGUCCCUAUAUGGCCCAUUACCAGGCGCUAUCAAAGACUGCUUUGAUCUCUGUAACUAACUAGAACCAGACGUACGCACCAGACACAGACGGGCAAAUUGGCUGCAUGUGGCUAGAGUUGAAUGUGGUGUUAAUACAGGGGGCAGAGGCUGUUGAAUAGUUGGUCAUUACACUCAUGAAAUAUUCCUGUGUAUGAUUGAAAGUAUACAUUUAGAGUGCAACAUGUGGUCUUGUCCUCUUUCAUGUCUUCUCAAUAUAUUUAAGUCCUUUAGUUUUUGUUGCUAUCAGAGAUGCUAACGUAACGCAGAACUAUUUAGUUUUUGUUGCUAUCAGAGAUCCUAACGUAACACAGAACUAUUUAGUUUUUGUUGCUAUCAGAGAUCCUAACGUAACACAGAACUAUUUAGUUUUUGUUGCUAUCAGAGAUGCUACCGUAACACAGAACUAUUUAGUUUUUGUUGCUAUCAGAGAUGCUACCGUAACACAGAAAUAUUUAGUUUUUGUUGCUAUCAGAGAUGCUAACCAACACAGAACUAUUUAGUUUUUGUUGCUAUCAGAGAUCCUAACGUAACACAGAACUAUUUAGUUUUUGUUGCUAUCAGAGAUCUUAACGUAACACAGAACUAUUUAGUUUUUGUUGCUAUCAGAGAUGCUAACGUAACACAGAACUAUUUAGUUUUUGUUGCUAUCAGAGAUGCUAACGUAACACAGAACUAUUUAGUUUUUGUUGCUAUCAGAGAUGCUAACGUAACACAGAACUAUUUAGUUUUUGUUGCUAUCAGAGAUGCUAACGUAACACAGAACUAUUUAGUUUUUUGUUGCGAUCAGAGAUGCUAACGUAACACAGAACUAUUUCGUUGUUGUUGCUAUCAGAGAAGCUAACGUAACGCAGAACUAUGAACAUGUCUCAUAUUGUAUGUGUCUGUCUUCCUUUAGUUGUGUUCUUCACAUAUGGAGAGUCUAAUCUUUAGUGAUCCCUUGAUUGAUGGUUAGUAAAUCAAUGUGGUACUAAAAGAGAACACCAUGAUGACGGUUUAUGUAUGCAUGCUUCAGGGUGUGUGUCGGGGGGUGUUAUUGGGGGACAGCGGGAGACAGCAGGGGUGUGCUGGGGCGGGGGUGUGACCAUUAUUAACGGGUCGCAUACUACGUCCAAGGAGUGUGUGUGUGUGUGUGUUUGUGUGGGUUAUUAACGGGUCGCCUGCUCCGUCCCAUGGUAAGGAGGACAAUUGGCUUUAUCCUGUACCAUAUGCUACCCACGGAGGCUCAGACAGGGCUAGUGUUGUGUGUGUGUGUGUGUGUGUGUGGUGUGUGUGUGUGUGUGAUAAACAAGGCUAGUGACGGCAGGGGCUCCUAUGUUUGGCCUGUUCCCACAUUCACCACAGGACUCGUGCCAGCCAGGGUUACGGUGUGUGUGUGGGGGGGGGGGCGUUGUGUGUAUGGUGUGGUGUGUUGUGGUGGGGGGGGGGGCGUUGUGUGUAUGGUGUGUGUGUGUGGUGUGUGUGGAGAGGGGUUGUGUGUAUGGUGUGUGUGGGGGGGGGGGGCAGUUGUGUGUAUGGUUGUGUUGUGGUGGUGUGUGGGAGAGGGGGGGUUGUGUGUAUGGUGUGUGGUGUGUGUGGAGAGGGGUUGUGGUGUAUGGUGUGUGUGUGUGGGGGGGGGGGGCGUUGUGUGUAUGGUGUGUGUGUGUGUGUGGAGAUGGGGUUGUGUGUUAUGGUGUGUGUGGGGGGGGGGGCGUUGUGUGUAUGAGGUGUGUGUGUGUGUGUGGAGAGGGGUUGUGUGGUUGUUAUGUGUGUGUGUGUGGGUGGGGGGGGUGUUGUGUGUGAUGUGUGUGUGUGUGUGUGGAGAGGGGUUGUGUGUAUGGUGUGUGUGUGUGUGUGUGGAGGGGGUGGUGUUGUGUGUAUGGUGUGUGUGUGUGUGUGUGGAGAGGGGUUUGUGUGUGUUGUGUGGUUGUGUUGUGUGUGUGGUGGUGUGUUGUGUGUGUGUAGAGUUGGUGUGUUGUGUGUGUGUGGUGUGUGGGUGUGUGUGUGUGUGGGUGGUGUAUGGUGUGUGUGUGGUGUGUGAGGGUGGGUGUGUGUUGCUGUGGUUGUUGAGUGAGUUGUUAGUGUGUCAGUCAGGGUUGGUUGUGUGUGUGUGUGUGUGGGUGGGGUGUGGUGGUGUGGUGUGUGGUGGUGGGUAGGUUGUGUGUAGUUGAGAGUUGAGGUGAUUCAUUUAGAUCUACAUGAUCGUGUCAUUACAUUUGUUUAUAUAAUAACAUUUAUGUAUGUGUGUGUUCUGGCAGUUCUUUUCUAGGUGAGACAAAAGUCUCAUACACCUGUGAAACUGUGGUGUGAUCCUGCUGUCUGAAGAGGAUUUAUCCAAUAUGAUUCUGCAGCGUUUUCCACAUGAAGAUCUAUCUAUACCAAUCUAUCCCAACCCUCCCUCCCUCCAGGGCUGUGCGGUGACAGGGAGGAAAUGCUGUUCCCUAAAUCCGGAUGAGGAGAUGCAUGGAUCACCCAGUUUAGGGAUUAACACAAUAGCUCUAAGUCUGCUCCUAUCAACACACUGAUUGUGUGUACUGUACUGUAGUGUACUUUAGUAUUCUGUAGUAUUCUGUUGUGUACUGUAGUGUACUGUAGUAUUCUGUAGUGUACUGUAGUGUACUGUAGUAUUCUGUAGUGAACUUUAGUAUUAUGUAGUGUACUGUAGUGUACUGUAGUGUACUGUAGUAUUCUGUAGUGUACUGUAGUGUACUGUAUAUUAUGUAGUGUACUGUAGUAUUCUGUAGUGUAUUGUAGUAUUCUGUACUGUAGUGUACUGUACUAUUCUGUAGUACUCUGUAGUGUACUGUAGUAUUCUGUAGUGUACUGUAUAUUCUGUAGUGUUCUUUAGUAUUAUGUAGUGUACUGUAGUAUUCUGUAGUGUAUUUUAGUAUUCUGUAGUGUACUGUAGUAUUCUGUAGUGUACUGUAGUAUUCUGUAGUGUACUGUAGUGUACUGUAGUGUACUGUAGUAUGCUGUUGUGUACUGGUUUAUUAUGUAGUGUACUGUAGUGUACUGUAGUAUACUGUAGUAUUAUGUAGUAUACUGUAGUGUACUGUAGUAUGCUGUAGUGUACUGUAUUAUUCGGUAGUGUACUGUAGUGUACUGUAGUAUACUGUAGUAUUCUGUAGUAUACUGUAGUGUACUGUAGUAUUAUGUAGUGUACUGUAGUAUUCUGUAGUGUACUCUAGUGUACUGUAGUAUUCUGUAGUGUACUGUAUAUUCUGUUGUGUACUGUAGUAUGAUGUAGUGUACUGUAGUAUUCUGUAGUAUUCUGUAGUGUACUGUAGUAUUCUGUAGUAUUCUGUAGUGUACUAUAGUGUACUGUAGUGUACUGUAGUAUUCUGUUGUGUACUGCAUUAUUAUGUAGUAUUCUGUAGUGUACUGUAGUAUUCAGUAGUAUUAUGUAGUGUACUGUAGUGUACAGUAGUAUUCUGUAGUGUACUAUACUGUAGUAUUAUGUAGUAAAUUGUAGUGUACUGUAGUAUGCUGUAGUAUUCUGUAGUGUACUGUAGUAUACUGUAGUGUACUGUAGUAUGAUGUUGUGUACUGUAGUAUUCUGUAGUGUACUGUAGUAUGCUGUAAUGUACUGUGGUGUACUGUAGUGUACUGUAGCUUCAGUUCACAGUUCUGGCAUUGCAUUGGUCCAUAGACAUAUACAGUGAGGGAAAAAAGUAUUUGAUCCCCUGCUGAUUUUGUACGUUUGCCCACUGACAAAGAAAUUAUCAGUCUAUAAUUUUAAUGGUAGGUUUAUUUUAACAGUGAGAGACAGAAUAACAACAAAAAAAUCCAGAAAAACGCAUGUCAAAAAUGUUAUAAAUUGAUUUGCAUUUUAAUGUGGGAAAUAAGUAUUUGACCCCCUCUCAAUCAGAAAGAUUUCUGGCUCCCAGGUGUCUUUUAUACAGGUAGCGAGCUGAGAUUAGGAGCACACUCUUAAAGGGAGUGCUCCUAAUCUCAGUUUGUUACCUGUAUAAAAGAGACCUGUCCACAGAAGCAAUCAAUCAAUCAGAUUCCAAACUCUCCACCAUGGCCAAGACCAAAGAGCUCUCCAAGGAUGUCAGGGACAAGAUUGUAGACCUACGCAAGGCUGGAAUGGGCUACAAGACCAUCGCCAAGCAGCUUGGUGAGAAGGUGACAACAGUUGGUGCGAUUAUUCGCAAAUGGAAGAAACACAAAAUAACUGUCAAUCUCCCUCGGCCUGGGGCCAUGUACCGUCAAAUCUUGGGUGAGAACCUCCUUCCAUCAGCCAGGGCAUUGAAAAUGGGUCGUGGAUGGGUAUUCCAGCAUGACAAUGACCCAAAACACACGGCCAAGGCAACAAAGGAGUGGCUCAAGAAGAAGCACAUUAAGGUCCUGGAGUGGCCUAGCCAGUCUCCAGACCUUAAUCCCAUAGAAAAUCUUUGGAGGGAGCUGAAGGUUCGAGUUGCCAAACGUCAGCCUCGAAACCUUAAUGACUUGGAAAAGAUCUGCAAAGAGGAGUGGAUCAAAAUCCCUCCUGAGAUGUGUGCAAACCUGGUGGCCAACUACAAGAAACGUCUGACCUCUGUGAUUGCCAACAAGGGUUUUGCCACAAAGUAGUAAGUCAUGUUUUGCAGAGGGGUCAAAUACUUAUUUCCCUCAUUAAAAAGUAAAUCAAUUAAUAACAUUUUUGACAUGCGUUUUUCUGGAUUUUUUUGUUGUCAUUCUGUCUCUCGCUGUUCAAAUAAACCUACCAUUAAAAUUAUAGACUGAUCAUGUCCUUGUCAGUGGGCAAACGUACAAAAUCAGCAGGGGAUCAAAUACUUUUUUCCCUCACUGUAUUAACAUGUAUUCAUAGGCUUUACUGUAUAUGUAUUUAUACACACUGAGUAUACCAAACAUUAGGAACACCUUCCUAAUAUUGAGUUGCACCACCUUUUCCCUCAGAACAGCCUCAAUUCGUUGGGCCAUGGACUCUACAAGGUGUCGAAAGCAUUCCACAGGGAUUCUGGCCCAUGUUCACUCCUAUCCUUCCCACAGUUGAUUGGCAAGAUGGCGCCAACAGACAUGGCAGCUCUGCUUCUAGCUCCUAAGCAACUUUGCAGUAUUUUGUUUUUUUGUGUGUUAUUUCUUACAUAAUUAGCCCAGAUUUUUUUUUGUGUUAUUGCAUACAGCCGGAAAUAACUUUUGGAAAUCAGAGCGGUGGUAACUCACCAACAUUACGACCAGGAAUACGACUUUCCCGAAUUGGAUCCUUUGUUCGUACCCCCCAGGGCAAUUGAACUUAUCCCAGAGGCUGCUCCAAGAUGCAGUCGGCGGAGAAGAGGUAUUCGGAGUGGACUUCUAGUCCGACUCAGGAGGCGUGCACACCAUCCACCGCUUCCGAGUAUAUUACUCGCUAAUGUUCAGUCUCUGGAAAAUAAAGUAGACGAACUCAGGGCGAGGAUUUCCUUCCAGAGAGACAUCAGGGACUGUAACAUACUCUGUUUCACGGAAUCAUGGCUCUCUCCGGAUAUACUGUCCCCGUCCAUACAGCCAGCUGGGUUCUUAGUACAUCGCGCAGACAGGAAAAAAGAACUCUCCGGGAAGAAGAAAGGCAGUGGUGUAUGUUUCAUGAUUAACUACUCAUGAUGUGAUUGUGAUAACAUACAGAAACUCAGGUCCAUUUGUUCACCAGACCUAGAAUACCUCAUAAUCAAAUGCCGACCGUAUUACCUACCAAGAGAAUUCUCUUCGGUUAUAGCCACAGCCGUGUAUAUUCCCCCUCAAGCCGAUACCACGACGGCCCUCAAGGAACUACACUGGACUUUAUGCAAACUGGAAACCACAUAUCCUGAGGCCACAUUUAUUGUAGCUGGGGAUUUUAACAAAGCACAUUUGAGGAAAACCCUACCGAAGUUCUAUCAACACAUAUGUAGUACUCGCUCUGGUAAAACACUCGACCACUGCUAUUCCCCAUUCCGGGAUGCCUACAAGACCCUCCCCCGCCCUCCCUUCGGCAAAUCCGAUCACGACUCCAUUUUGCUCCUCCCUUACUAUAGGCAAAAACGUGAACAGGAAGUACCCGUGCUAAGGUCUAUUCAACGCUGGUCUGAUCAAUCGAAAUCCAUGCUUCAAGAUUGUUUUGAUCACACGGACUGGGAUAUGUUCCGGGUAGCCUCUGAGAAUAACAUUGACAUAUACACGGACACGGUGACUGAGUUCAUUAGGAAGUGUAUAGGGGAUGUUGUUCCCACUGUGACUAUUAAAACCUACCCAAACCAGAAACCAUGGAUAGAUGGCAGCAUUCGCACAAAACUGAAAGCGCGAACCACCGCAUUUAACCAUGGCAAGGUGACUGGGAAUAUGCUUGAAAACAAACAGUGUAGUUAUUCCCUCCGUAAGGCAAUCAAACAGGCAAAACGUGAGUGCAGAGACAAAGUGGAGUCGCAAUCAACGGCUCAGACACGUGAGAUAUUGUCACGAUCGUCGUUAAUAGAGGAGGACCAAGGCGCAGCGUGUUGAGCGAACAUACUUUAAUUAGUUAAAGUGCAAACACGAUACAAAACAACAAAACGACUCGUAACGUCCUAGGUAACAAUGACCAGCUGGAACAAAAACCCACAAACACCAAGGGAAAACAGACAGUUUAAAUAUGGCUCCCAAUCAGAGACAACCAGCCACAGCUGACACUCGUUGCCUCUGAUUGGGAGUCACUCAGGCCAACAAAGAAACAGAAGAACUAGAACCCCCAACAUAGAAAUACACCACAUAGAAUGAACACACCCUGGCUCAACAUAUAGAGUCCCAGAGCCAGGGUGUGACAGAUAUGUGGCAGGGUCUACAGACAAUCACGGAUUACAAAGGGAAAACCAGCCACCGACGUCUUGCUACCGGACAAACUAAACACCUUCUUCGCCCGCUUUGAGGAUAACAUGGUGCCAUCGACGCGGCCCGCUCCCAAGGACUGUGGGCUCUCAUUCUCCGUGGCCGAAGUGAGUAAGACAUUUAAGCGUGUUAACCCUCGCAUUGCUGCCUGCCCACCCCUGUCAUCAUGAAGUGCUAUGAGAGGCUAGUUAAGGAUCAUAUCACCUUUACCUUCAAUUUGCUUACCGCCCCAAUAGAUCCGCAGAUGAUGCAAUUGACAUCGCACUGCACACUGCCCUAUCCCACCUGGACAAGAGGAAUACCUACGUAAGAAUGCUGUUUAUUGACUAUAGCUCAGCCUUCAACACCAUAGUACAAGCUCAUCAUUAAGCUUGGGGCCCUGGGUCUGAACCCCGCCCUGUGCAACUAGGUCCUGGACUUCCUGACAGCCGCCCCCAGGUGGUGAAGGUAGGAAACAACACCUCCACUUCGCUGAUCCUCAACACAGGGGCCCCACAAGGGUGCGUACUCAGCCCCCUCCUGUACUCCCUGUUCACCCAUGACUGCGUGGCCACGCACGCCUCCAACUCAGUCAUCAAGUUUGCAGACGACACAACAGUAGUAGGGCUGAUUACCAACAAUGACGAAACAGCCUACAGGGAGGAGGUGAGGGCCCUGGCAGAGUGGUGCCAGGAAAAUAACCUCUCUCUCAACAAAACGAAGGAGCUGAUCGUGGGCUUCAGGAAACAGCAGAGUGAGCACGCCCCUAUCCACAUCGACAGGACCGCAGUGGAGAAGUUCCUCGGUGUACACAUCACUGACAAUCUGAAAUGGUCCACCCACACAGACAGUGUGGCGAAGAAGGCGCAACAGCGCCUCAGAAACCUGGUACAGAAACCUGGUACAGAAACUGCACCGCCCACAACCGCAGGGCUCUCCAGAGGCUGGUGGGGUCUGCCCAACGCAUCACCGGGGACACACUGCCUGCCCUCCAGGACACCUACAGCACCCGAUUUCACAGGAAGACCAAAAAGAUAAUCAAGGACAUCAACCACCCAAGCCACGGCCUGUUCACCCCGCUAUCAUCCAGAAGGCGAGGUCAGUACAGGUGCAUCAAAGCUGGGACCGAGAGACUGAAAAACAGCUUCUAUCUCAAGGCCAUCAGACUGUUAAAUAGCCAUCACUAGCCGGAUAUCACCCGGUUACUCAACCCUGCACCUUAGAGGCUGCUGCCCUAUAUACAUAGACAUGGAAUCACUGGCCACUUUAAUAAUGGAACACUGGCCACUUUAAUAAUGUUUACAUACUGCUUUACUCAUCUCAUAUGUAUAUACUGUAUUCUAUACUACUGUAUUUUAGUCAAUGCCACUCUGACAUUGCUCGUCCUAAUAUUUAUAUAUUUCUUAAUUACAUUCUUUUACUUUGAGAUUUGUGUGUAUUGUUGUGAAUUGUUAGAUACUACUGCACUUUUGGAGCUAGGAACACAAGCAUUUCGCUACACCCGCAAUAACAUCUGCUAAAUAUGUGUAUGUGACCAAUACAAUUUGAUUUGAUUUGAAGUUUGCUGGAUGUCCUUUGGGUGGUGGUCCAUUCUUGAUACACACUGGAAAUUGUUGAGCGUGAAAAACCCAGCGGCGUUGCAGUUCUUGACACAAACCGGUGCGCCUGGCACCUACUACCAUACCCCGUCCAAAGGCACUUAAAUCUUUUGUCUUGCCCAUUCACCCGCUGAAUGGCACACGUACACAAUCCAGGUCUCAAUUGUCUCAAGGCUUCAAAAUCCUUCUUUAACCCGUCUCCUCCCCUUCAUAUACACUGACUGAAGUGGAUUUAACAAGUGACAUCAAUAAGGGAUCAUAGCUUUCACCUGGAUUCACCUGGUCAGGCUAUGUCAUGUUCCUAAUGUUUUGUCCACUCAGAGUUUAUGUGCUUAUAUACAUACUUUUGGUCUCUGGUCUCUACAAUGCCAAUGAUCUCUUCCAGCGACAAAGUCAUUGUUUCAGUAUUAUAGAUGUUUAGUCGAUCACAAUCUUUAAAUUUAUCUGUUUUUUCCCCUCUUCUUCGCAGGUCUACGAUCAAUCUCCACAUCAUGACGACCUCAACCCUGACUCCUCCUCACACUCCUCCUCCUGCGGCGAACAACAGGCGAGCAACAGUUCACCCGACACGUGGAACACCAAUGGAAUGGAUCAGACUGGCUACAGAGGAAUGGGAGGGUCUUCAGCCCACCAAUCAGGGUGCUACAGUAACCCGCAACCAUCACAUAAUCACCUGGUAAGUAAAUAGUUCAUUUGUCGUAUGAUUACUCACAUUAAAAACAGUCAGAAAGUUUGGGACAAAUAUGUAGGAAUAUACUGUAUACACACUGAGUAUACAAAGCAUUAGGAACACCUUCCUAAUAUUGAGUUGCACCCCCCUUUUGCCUUCGGAACAGCCUCAAUUCGUCGUGGGCAUGGACUCUACAAGGUGUUGAACGCGUUCCACAGGGAUGCUGGUCCAUGUUGACUCCAAUGCUUCCCACAGUUGGCUGGAUGUCCUUUGGUUGGUGGACCGUUCUUGAUACACACAGUAAACUGUUGAGUGUGAAAAACCCAGCAGCGUUGCAGUUCUUGACACACUCAAACCGGUGUGCCUGGCACCUACUACAAUACCCUGUUCAAAGGCACAAAUAUUUGGUCUUGCCCAUUCACCCUCUGAAUGGCACACGUACACAAUCCAUGUCUCAAGGCUUAAUAUUUCCUUCUUUAACCCGUCUCCUCCCCUUCAUCUACACUGAUUGAAGUGGAUUUAACAAGUGACAUCAAUAAGGGAUCAUAGAUGUCACCUGGACUCACCUGGUCAGUCUAUGUCAUGGAAAUAUGUUUCUGAUGUUUUGUCCACUCAGUGUAUAUAUAUGUACUGUAAAGUGCUGCACCGUCACCAAGACAAAUGUAACAUGUGUAUGUUUGGUUGUUUUGCAGGUCUAUUCUCCCCAUUCAGUCUCACCUGUAGAGGUGAACAGGGGUCUUCCUCCCAUGUCUACCUUCCACCGUAACGACCCUGCUUCAUCUCACUCCCUGUCAGCCGACAGCUCAGAUAACUCCACAGGAAACCCCGCUACAGGAGGGUCUCAGACUGGAGCAGCCCUGGGGAAAGCACUGGCUUCUGUAUGUACUGGGACUGCUUACAAAGCCAACUUCAAAGUGAAGAGACAUUUUCUCUAGCCACAAUGACAAAUAGGGAAAUGUCCCUAGUGCAACAGACCACUGCGUGCCGUUAUUAUUAACCCAGCCCUGGGCCAUGCUGCUGGGCUGCUUGUUGACCGUCUAUCCAACCAGUCAAAUAUUAUUUAGUCAGCUCGGGUUACGAGCCACGCUACUGAGGUGGUGGUUGUAAAACCGCACAGAGAAAUGACAAGGGAUGCUUUUAUAAUGAUGCAUGGAGUUGCUACUCACGGUCCUCUACCCCUCCUCUACCCCUCCUCUACCCCUCCUCUACCCCUCCUCUACCCCUCCUCUACCCCUCCUCUAUCCCUCCCCUACCCCUCCUCUAUCCCUCCUCUACCCCUCCUCUACCCCUCCCUCUACCCCUCCUCUAUCCCUCCUCUACCCCUCCUCUAUCCCUCCCCUACACCCUCCUCUAUCCUCCCUACCCCUCCCCCUAAAACCCUCCUACACCCCUCCCUAUAACACCCACACCCUAACACCCCCCCUACCUCCCUACCCCUCCCACCCCUCCCUAACCACACCGCUAACACACCCUCUACCCGCCCCUCCUACUACCCCUCCUCACCCCACCCCCCGAACCCCUACCCCUCCAUACACCCCCCACGAACCCUCCACCGUACAUCGCACCCUCAGCCAAUACCAACCCUCCCUACCUUCGACCCCCACCUCACCCCCCCCCCCCACACCCCCCCCACCACCCCGUACUAAUCCCUCCCAUCACCCCCCCUACCCACCGAACCCCUACCCACCCACGCACCUCCUCACCCCCACGCCUAACCCACUCUACCGCCUACCUCAUACCCCAUCACUCUAUCCCCUCCUCACCAUACCCCUUGACCCCCCUACCCCUCCCUACCCAUCCUCUACCCCUCCUCUAUCCCCGCUCUACGCCCUCCUCUAACCUAACCCCUCCUCUAUUCACCGUCCCUACCCCUCAAUCCUCCUCUACCCCUCUCGACCCCUCCUCUCCUCUACCUCUCCUCUACACCCUCCUCUAUCCCCUCUCUCUCCCUUCUCUCUCCUCCUCUACCUUUCUUCUUUCUCUUAUCCUCUAUCUCUUCUUCUUCUUCUUCUUCUUCUUCUUCUUCUUCUUCUUCUUCUUCUUCUUCUUCUUCUUUUCCGCCUCUCCUCUUCUGUCUGUCUGUGUUCAGAUCUAUUCUCCUGACUACACCAGCAGCAGUGAAAACUCCUCCACACCAGAGAGGUCUCCAUCUCCACACACAGGGUCUGCAACUGGUCCCCCAGCUAACCAGUGGCGCACGUCCGCUCAGGCGUCUCUCUCCCCCAGCUACGAGUCUUCUCCUAUAUCACUGGUAAGGACAUGGAGCUCUGUGACAUCAUCUUUGUGAGUUUGAUAGGUCACGGAGACUGUUCAAAUACUGUACUCACACAUUCUAUCAUUGAUUUUGUCUGCUGGAGUCACAUUUUUUGUAAAUGCUGCUGUCUUUGAAUUGAUCCAACUCAUCUGAAACAUAUCUUAUUUUAAUUUAGCCUCAAUCACUGUAAUGUUUCAUUCUCAUCAUAACAAUAACACCCCCUCACUCCCUCCCUCCCCCUCCCCUGUCUCUCUAGUCUCAGUUGGAGGAUCGUCUAGACAGACUGGAUGAUGUGAUCUAUGUUCUGCAUAACCAUGCGGCGGGACCCAUCCCCAGCCUGCCCUCUGACAUCCACAGCCUGUUGAACCAGGCUCACCAUGGACACAGUCACAGCACCCCGCUAACAGGCGCACACCAUGGACACAGUCACAGCACCCCGCUAACAGGUGCACACCAUGGACACAGACCCACCGUAGCACAUGACACAGCCAUGGUGAGACCCAUUCAUUACUUUUGAAAGUGUUUCAGGUUGUGUCUGUUUUAUGUAUGGGAAGUGUGCCGGGAAAGGCUAUUGGUGUGUGUGUGUGUGUGUGUGUGUGUGUGUGUGUGUGUGUGUGUGUGUGUGUGUGUGUGUGUGUGUGUGUGUGUGGGUGUGUGCAGGGUUUGGUUUGGUAGGUAAAUUUCUAAAUGUAAUCCGUUACAGUUACUAGUUACCUGUCCAAAAUUGUAAUCAGUAACGUAAUUUUUGGAUUACCCAAACUCAGUAACAUCAUCUGAUUACUUUCAGUUACUUUUGGAUGACUUUCCCCUUAAGAGGCAUUAGAAGAAGACUAAAAGGAUCCAUCAAACUCAUUUGUUGUGUCAUCAUAGUGGUCUCUGAUUGGUGGUCAUCAUUUGGUAUGUCAUCAUAGUGGUCUCUGAUUGGUGGUCAUCAUUUGGUGUGUCAUCAUAGUGGUCUCUGAUUGGUGGUCAUCAUUUGGUGUGUCAUCAUAGUGGUGGUCUCUGACUUGUGGUCAGACUCAGGUGGAAAAACUUAAACUUCUGUUUUUUUUCCAAUGCUUAAUUGAAUGUCAUUGAGAAAACAGAAAUCUGUGUGUGCCCUGCCACCACUGCUCUACCAAUCACACCAGACACACUCCAGCUAUGGUACGCAUAUUUUCCACAUGUCAUUUUGACAUAUUUUCCACAUGUCAUUUCGACAUAUUUUCCAUGUCAUUGUCAUUCCUGACAUAUUUUCCAUAGCGGGAGGGUUUUUUCUUCUGGAAAUAGAGAACAAUGGGGAAUGCCGCAUUUAAUUUAAUUUGCUGCGGGUCUGAAAAGUCUAUCUAUGUGUGGAUACUGACCAGGUAACGGUACGGACAGGAGGAAGGGCACUGCCUCCACCAUGACACUUACACAGCAGUGUCAGACCUGGGUUCAAAUAGCAUUUGUUUUCUCUCAAAUAUUCUAACUGCGCUUGAUUGAUAUUGCCUGGUAUAGUGGAGCCAAUAGAAUAGUUCCAAAAAGUGCAAACCCUGCCCGUCUGGCACUUCAGGCAGUCUCAAUCAAAUGCUUAAAGUGUUUGAAAGAAAACAAAUACUUUUUGAACCCUGGUCUGUGUGUUAGGCCUACUCAGACAGAGGACAGAGUAAUGAGAGUAGGCCUACAUUACAUUAAGAGGAUAUGAGGCCGUUUACUCUAAUCCCUAGGAGGGGUAUUCAAUUCAUUCAGUCACUUUUUAUUUUACAGGGAUAUGUGUCAGUUUAAAAAUGAAUCAUUCCUGAAAGGAAUUAAGGGUAUGUUUAGGGGAGUCAUGAGGGAGGGAUUGGGAUUUUUCUCUGAAUCCAAUUCAUUCUGUGAGAGAAACAGAUCUAUUUGUGGAAAAUGGAAGGUUGUUGGUUUAGUUACCUAUUUGUCAUUGGGGGUAGCGUCAAGGAAAUGUUACAUUUAGCAGACGCUCUUAUCCAGAGCAAUUAGGGUUAAGUGCCUUGCUCAAGGGCACAUCAACAGAUUUUUCACCUAGUCGGCUCGGGGAUUAGAACCAGUGACCUUUCGGUUACUGGCACAACGCUCUUAACCACUAAGCUACCUGCCGCCCAUACGUUGAAGGCAACGUAUGUGUAAUGUAUUUUUUAUAUUGACUGUUUCCCCACUAAGUAGAUGAUAAUGAAAUACACUACAUGACCAACAGUAUGUGGACACCUGCUCGUCGAACAUCUCAUUCCAAAAUCAUGGUCAUUGAUAUAGAGUUGGUCCCCCCCCCUUUGCUGCUAUGACAGCCUCCACUCUUCUGGGAAGGUUUUCCACUAGAUGUUGAGCCAUUGCUGCGGGGUCUUGCUUCCAUUCAGCCGCAAGAUGGCGCCGACAGACAUGGCAGCUCUGCCUCUAGCUCCUAAGCAACUUUUGCAGUAUUUUGUUUUUGUGUGUGUUAUUUCUUACGUUAUUAGCUCAGAACGUUUUUUUGUGUUAUUACAUACAGCCGGAAAUAACUUUUGGAUAUCAGAGCGGCGGUAACUGUUCCAAGAUGCAGUCGGCGGAGAAGAGGUAUUCGGAGUGGACUUCUAGUCCGACUCAGGAGGCGUGCACACCAUCCAUCGCUUCCGAAUAUAUUACUCGCUAAUGUUCAGUCUCUGGACAAUAAAGUAGACGAACUCAGGGCGAGGAUCUCCUUCCAGAGAGACAUCAGGGACUGUAACAUACUCUGUUUCACGGAAUCAUGGCUCUCUCCGGAUAUACUGUCCCCGUCCAUACAGCCAGCUGGGUUCUCAGUACAUCGCGCAGACAGGAAUAAAGAACUCUCCGGGAAGAAGAAAGGCAGUGGUGUAUGUUUCAUGAUUAACUACUAAUGGUGUGAUUGUGAUAACAUACAGAAACUCAAGUCCUUUUGUUCACCCAACCUAGAAUACCUCACAAUCAAAUGCUGACCGUAUUACCUCCCAAGAGAAUUCUCUUCAGUUAUAGUCACAGCCGUGUAUAUUCCCCCUCAAGCUGAUACCACGACUGGAAACCACAUAUCCUGAGGCCGCAUUUAUUGUAGCUGGGGAUUUUAACAAAGCAAAUUUGUGACUUGUUUCAGGAAACUAAGGCGUAUGUCGCGGGUCACUACUUCACAGGAGAGCCAUUUGAACAUAAACCUUUUUUUUUAAAUCAAAAUGUGUUUCUUGGCAGAAAUGCCUUCUGGAACAUGUGAACUUUCAUGUGCCUUAAUAAUAAACUUGUAUGCAAUCUGUAAAUAUAAAUAAAAUUGUUAAAUUACGAUCCUAGUUGGUUAAGCCACAGAAAAAGACAGCAAACUUCCCACUAGCCAUGAUUGGCUGAGAUAAUGAGUGGGCUGGACAUGCCGAGAGAGGAGUUCGGAUUGGUCUGCCAUAUAGAAGGCUUCUGUCUAUUUGAGCUGGUCAUUAUGUGUAGGUAAUCCUGUCUAACACUGCUUUUUUUUUAUGUAUCGUGUAGUGGAGCUGCAUAAGUGUUUUGAAAUCGGUGGAAUUAGAGUAUGAUAGCUAAAGAGAUGGAGAUAACACCUGUCUCCGGAUUACAUCUUCAAACUAAGGGCAACCAUGGCAACCGUGACAGGGAGACGCGUCCAUCAUGCAUGAUGUAUACGGGUCAGAUAGUCUAGCUAGCUACAUUUUCAGAUAUUACACGUUUCUAAUUUUGACAGAAAGUGGUUUCAUUUCAAGUGUAAUGUUAGCUAGCUAGCUAACGUUAGCUGGCUGGCUCGCUAGUUAAGGUUACGUGUAUGAUCUUAUUAUUUGUAUAUCAGAGCCAUUUGCUUGCUAACAUUGCACCUGGUUGGUUAGCUACCUGCAGAUUCAUGCAGGGUAGUAAAGUCAUGAGUUAGGAUUAUGGUUCAUUGUUUAACUAGCUAACGUUAGCUGGCUGGCUCGCUAGCUAACGUUACGUGUAUGAUGUUAUUAUUCAUAUCUCAGAGCCGUUUGCUUGGUUAGUUAGAGCCUAAUGUUAGCUAGCUAACAUUGAACAUGGUUGGUUACCUACCAGCAGAUUCGUCAGGGUAGUAACGUCAUGAGUUAGCACUAUGGUUCAUUGUUUAACUAGCUAACGUUAGCUGGCUGGCUCGCUAGCUAACGUUACGUGUAUGAUGUUAUUAUUCGUGUCUCAGAGCCAUUUGCUUGGCUAGUUAGAGCCUAAUGUUAGCUAGCUAACAUCGAACCUGGUUGGUUAGCUACCAGCAGAUUCAUGCAGGGUAGUAACGUCAUGAGUUGGGAUUUUGGGACAUUGUUUAGCUAGGUAGCUAACGUUAGCUGGCUGGCUCGCUUGCUAACGUUACGUGACGUGUAUGAUCUUACAAGUUGUUUACCUAGCUAGCUAGCUACAUAUCUUAACAAAAGACUCCACUAUGCAAGUAACCAUUUCGGGUGCGUUCGUAAAUUCAAUCUGAGUAUGCCAGAGCGCAGAAUAACUGAUGAAUUUACGAACGCACAACACCCGUUGAAUAUGGCCAUUGUCAGUAAACGUCGGCAAAAAGGUGUCAUUAAAUUGUUGCCAGCAGAGCUGGUUAGGCUGUUUUCAUGUUAUCCAGAGGUAAACAAUGAACCAUAAUCCCAAUUUUGUGUCUGAAAGUAAAUAGCAAGCUAGCCAAUGUUAGCCAGUUAGCUUGGGUGCUUGACUACCGUUGUGAGGUCAGAACACUCGGAUCAACCUUACUUAUCGGCCAGAGCGUCAAGUGUGCGCUCUGAACGCUCCGAGAGCGAAACGAGAUGGGUGGGGCUAAAGCUUAAGAGGGUGUGAACGAUGCUGAAUGGGUGUAGAUAAAGAAAAGCUCUUCACUAGGUACCAAAACAUUCAAAGGCCAUUUUCUCAAAAGUGAGACUACAAGUUUAUCAACAUUCAAAGCAGAAUUACUUUCCCAUUGUUCCAUUAAAUGCAGUGUAUGAUAUACCAUUUUGUAGCUCUGUGUCUCUGCUUUUUUUCCAAUGUAAAAAACACAAUUUCAAAUUUUGCUACAUAAAACCGAAUCAAGGCGGUUGGUCACAUUUGAGGAAAACGCUACCAAAGUUCUAACAACACAUUGACUGUAGUAGUCGCUCUGGUAAAACACUCGACCACUGCUACUCCCCCUUUCGAAAGGCCUACAAGGCCCUCCCCCGCUCUCCCUUCGGCAAAUCAGAUCACGACUCCAUUUUGCUCCUCCCUUCCUAUAGGCAGAAACUCAAACAGGAAGUACCCGUGCUAAGGUCUAUUCAACGCUGGUCUGACCAAUCGGAAUCCAUGUUUAAAGAUUGUUUUGAUCACACGGACUGGGAUAUGUUCCGGGUAGCCUCUGAGAAUAACAUUGACGUAUACACGGACACGGUGACUGAGUUCAUCAGGAAGUGUAUAGGGGAUGUUGUUCCCACUGUGACUAUUAAAACCUACCCAAACCAGAAACUGUGGAUAGAUGGCAGCAUUCGCGCAAAACUGAAAACCAUGGCAAGGUGACUGGGAAUAUGGUUGAAUACAAACCUUCUUCGCCCGCUUUGAGGAUAACACAGUGCCAUCGACGCAGCCCACUCCCAAGGACUGUGGGCUCUCGUUCUCCGUGGUCAAUGUGAAAAAGAGAUUUAAGCGUGUUAACCCUCGCAAGGCUGCCGGCCCAGACGGCAUCCCUAGCCGCGUCCUCAGAGCAUGCGCAGACCAGCUGGCUGGAGUGUUUACGGACAUAUUCAAUCUCUCCCUAUCCCAGUCUGCUGUCCCCACUUGCUUGAAGAUGUCCACCAUUGUUCCUGUACCCAAGAAAGAAAAGGUAACUGAACUAAAUUACUAUUGCCCCCUAGCACUAACUUCUGUCAUCAUGAAGUGCUUUGAGAGGCUAGUUAAGGAUCAUAUCAUAUCUACCUUACCUGACACCCUAGACCCACUUCAAUUUGCUUACCGCCCCAAUAGAUCCACAGACCAUGCAAUCGCCAUUGCACUGCACACUGCCCUAUCCCAUCUGGACAAGAGGAAUACCUAUGUAAGAAUGCUGUUUAUUGACUAUAGCUCAGCCUUCAACCCCAUAGUACCCUCCAAGCUCAUCAUUAAGCUCGGGGCCCUGGGUCUGAACCCCGCCCUGUGCAACUGGGUCCUGGACUUCCUGACGGGCUGCCCCCAGGUGGUGAAGGUAGGAAACAACAUCUCCACUUCACUGAUCCUCAACACUGGGGCCCCACAAGGGUGCGUGCUCAGCCCCCUCCUGUACUCCCUGUUCACCCAUGACCGCGUGGCCAAGCGUGCCUCCAACUCGAUCAUCAAGUUUGCAGACGACACAACAGUAGUAGGCUUGAUUACCAACAAUGACGAGGCAGCCUACAGGGAGGAGGUGAGGGCUCUGGUGGAGUGGUGCCAGGAAAAUAACCUCUCCCUCAACGUGGAGAAGGUGGAAAAGCCUCAAGUUCCUCGGUGUACACAUCACUGACAAUCUGAAAUGGUCCACCCACACAGACAGUGUGGUGAAGAAGGCGCAACAGCGCCUCUUCAACCUCAGGAGGCUGAAGAAAUUUGGCUUGGCCCUUAAGACCCUCAGAAACUUUUACAGAUGCACAAUUGAGAGCAUCCUGUCGGGCUGUAUGCUGUAGCGUUAAGAUUUCCCUUCCCUUGAACUAAGGGGCCUAGCCCCAGACCAUUAUUCCUCUUCCACCAAACUUUACAGUUGGCACUAUGCAUUCCGGCAGGUACUGUUCUCCUGGCAUCCGCCAAACCCAGAUUCGACCGUCGGACUGCCAGUUGGUGAAGCGUGAUUCACCACUCCAGAGAACACGUUUCCACUGCUCCAGAGUCCAAUGGCGGCGAGCUUUACACCACUCCAGCCGACGCUUGGCGUUGCGCAUGGUGAUCUUAGGCUUGUGUGCGGCUUCUCGGCCAUGGAAACCCAUUUCAUGAAGCUCCCGACGUACAAUUAUUGUGCUGACGUUGCUUCCAGAGGCAGUUUAGAACUGAGUGUUGCAACCGAGGACAGACGAUUUUUACGCGCUACGCGCUUCAGCACACGGCGGUCCUGUUCUGUGAGCUUGUGUGGCUUACCACUUCGCGGCUGAGCCGUUGUUGCUCCUAGACGUUUCCACUUCACAAUAACAGCACUUACAGUUGACCGGGGCAGCUCUGGCAGGGCAGAACAUUUACAAACUUACUUGUUGGAAAGGUGGCAUCCUAUGACGGUGCCACAUUGAAAGUCACUGAGCUCUUCGGUACGGGCCAUUUUACUGCCAAUGUUUGUCUAUGGAGAUUGCAUGUCUGUGUGCUUGAUUUUAUACACCUGUCAGCAACGGGUGUGGCUGAAAUAGCCGAAUCCACUCAUUUGAAGGGCCAUGUAGUGUAUGUGUAUAUUUAUGCCACCUAUUCUCUUGUGUGUGUACAGGUAGAGGCUGUCAAUCUGAACAACAACAACCACCCUGCGCUCCAGAGCCGUUCACUUAAUAAAAAUGGCCGCUCCUUCGUAGCGGGUCUCCCGGCAGGACUAGGUGGCUUGGAGCUGAAGUUGGAGGGUCUGGAGGAUGUUGAGCAGUAUGAGCUUCAUCACAGCCAUCACAACCAGCAGGGUCACAGACACAGCUCUGACAGCCACAGCCAGCGCUCCGACGAGGAGAACGAGUCACACAAGACACAAGGAGACAGCAUGACCAGGUGAGGACAGCAAAAAACAGCUUUAUACUCUCUGUCUCUUUGCCUCUAGACUGGUCCCAGAUCAGCUUUAUGCUCUCUGUCUCUCUGCCUCUAGACUGGUCCCAGAUCAGCUUUAUACUCUGUCUCUCUGCCUCUAGACUGGUCCCAGAUCAGCUUUAUACUCUGUCUCUCUGCCUCUAGCUUGGUCCCAGAUCAGCUUUAUACUCUCUCUCUCUGCCUCUAGACUGGUCCCAGAUCAGCUUUAUACUCUCUGUCUCUCUGCCUCUAGCCUGGUCUCAGAUCAGCUUUAUGCUCUCUUUAUCUGCCUCUAGCCUGAUCCCAGAUCAGUUUGUGCUGUCUUGUCAGAGUUGGCAAGAUAUAAUUAUUAUUAUAGCUAUUCUCCCUCUACCCAGCGGGGGACAUAGUUGUUAUGACAUCAUUUCAACAAGCUUUGCCUGCUGGCUGGGUAGCUGCCUAUCUAUCUGUUUGAGUGGUAAAAACUGGUAAUGAAUUCAAUAUUCAACUAGAUUAAUUUUUUUAAUGAUCAGAAGAAGAGAUAGUUCCUGUAGUUCCAACUCAACCCCACUAAAAUAUCCAAAGUGUUCAAAGAAUUCCCACCAGAGGGCGCCACAUAGCAACUGCCAAUUCUAGUACCGACCCCCACUUUCUUUUCUCCCUUUCAGCAGCAUCCACGAGGACGAGGAUAACCUGAGUCCAGAGCAGAGGGCUGAGCGGGAGCGGGAGCGGCGGAUGGCUAACAACGCCCGCGAGCGCCUUCGGGUCCGUGACAUCAACGAGGCGUUCAAAGAGCUGGGUCACAUGACACAGCUGCACCUGAAGAGCGAGAAGCCUCAGACUAAGCUGCUUGUCUUACACCAGGCCGUGGCUGUAAUACUUAGUCUAGAGCAACAGGUCAGAGGUCAGUACUGCUGCCAUCUUGAACAGGUCUCUCUUGCAAAAUAGAUUAUGGCUAUUUCUUAAUGAAUCUUUCCUCGCAUUCUCUCUCCUCGGCUCCUUCUCAAAACACAUUGGAGGAGAAGGUCUGAGGAGAGGGACAUUGUAUCUUCUCUUCCAAUAAGAUUGAGAAGGAGAUUAAGAAAAUAUAGAAAUAUAGUUAUUAUCUAAUAACCUGUAUAAAUAAAGGUUGAAUGAGUAAGUACUUCACUACAGUGGAACAUGAAUCGAUGGGAGGGGCUGCGUAGAAGAGGAUACGUCCUGGUUCCCUGGCUGGUCUAUGAGACAGUACUAACGUUGAUGUCCUGGUUCCCUCGCUGGUCUAUGAGACAGUACUAACGUUGAUGUCCUGGUUCCCUGGCUGGUCUAUGAGACAGUACUAACGUUGAUGUCCUGGUUCCCUCGCUGGUCUAUGAGACAGUACUAACGUUGAUGUCCUGGUUCCCUGGCUGGUCUAUGAGACAGUACUAACGUUGAUGUCCUGGUUCCCUGGCUGGUCUAUGAGACAGUACUAACGUUGAUGUCCUGGUUCCCUGGCUGGUCUAUGAGACAGUACUAACGUUGAUGUCCUGGUUCCCUGGCUGGUCUAUGAGACAGUACUAACGUUGAUGUCCUGGUUCCCUGGCUGGUCUAUGAGACAGUACUAACGUUGAUGUCCUGGUUCCCUGGCUGGUCUACGGGACAGUCCUAACGUUGAUGUCCUGGUUCCCUGUCUGGUCUACGGGACAGUACUAAUGUUGAUGUCCGUGUGAUCUGCUACCUCUAGAGCGUAACCUGAACCCCAAGGCAGCCUGUCUGAGGAGGAGGGAGCAGGAGAAUACGUCAGCUGGGUUAACGGACGCCCAGGGCCUGCAUCAACACCAGGCAUCACUACAUCCUGGACUAGAGGCAGCUAACCCCAUGGGACAUCAUCUCUAAACACCUAAAACAGGUACAGUACAAAUAUCUCUUCUUCUUCUUCUUCUUCUUCUUCUUCUUCUUCUUCUUCUUCUUCUUCUUCUUCUUCUUCUUCUUCUUCUUCUUGUUCUUGUUCUUGUUCUUCUUGUUCUUGUUCUUCUUCUUGUUCUUCUUGUUCUUGUUCUUCUUCUUGUUGUUCUUCUUCUUGUUCUUGUUCUUGUUCUUGUUCUUGUUCUUGUUCUUGUUCUUGUUCUUGUUCUUGUUCUUGUUCUUGUUCUUCUUCUAUAGCGUGUUGAUCCAAGUUGAAUAAUCCAUAUUGUGAGAACAUUACAACCCAUUUUUCUUUCUUUCUACAGAUGAAGUGAAGGAGGAGGAUCAUCUCCAGAUGGUGAAAGACCAUCCAAUGACGUUCAGUGUUAUCUCUAGGACCCGGUAGUGAAGAAACUGAAGGUUUUUCGGUGUAUGGGAAAAGUGUUGCAGCAGCUAAUUAACCAUGAUAGUAGUGACAAUUUCCUCCUAACCAUCCUGAUCGACUUUCACCUGUGCCUAAACUUACUUGUAACCAGCAAAUGUUUUGUACAAUAUGUUUUAUAUUCGUUAGUACAGUGAAAGAAAAAAAAACAAAGCACUGUCUUGUGUAAAACAACGUUUAUUUCAUAUUUUUACUCUCCUCUGCCGUACAGCAUUUACUGCAAUGCAGCCUCCGCAGAAGUCAGAGCAUUCAUAGUUGUUGAGCUUCGAGGAGCUGUCAUACGCAUCCAAUAAAUUGGUCUGAACCGCACCACUCGUAGUGAAUCAGGGCUAAUCUCUAUAGCCAUCCAGCGAAUUACAAGCAACUGGCUAAACGAAAAGACAGGACCUUACCUCCUCUGAGAUGUUGGCAUCUGUUUCCCAGUGUUUGACAUAGGAGCUCAGCCAAGAUAGCAUGAGGUAAAAAGGCUGCGUCUCCAUCCCGAAUCUCCCCAUCGCCCCCCAAGCAAAAUGUGCCUAUUGUUUACAUGUGUAUUUCACACUUUGUUGAAGAGUAUAAUGUUUGUAUUGAUGUCAACCCCAAUACAUGUUCAUGUCAUCAUCAUCAUCAACCAACUGCAUUACAGUUAAAAACUACUUUGACUACCACCACCGAUUUCUGUAUGCUAGCUAUGCUACCAGUUUAUACGAAUGGGAGUUAGCAUUUAGCAGUCACUUUUUAUAAACCUGAAAAGGGACAACUUACAUUUUUACAUUUUACAUUUUAGUCAUUUAGCAGAUGCCCUUAUCCAGAGCGACUUACAGUUAGUGAGUGCAUACAUUUUUUUUUUCAUACUGGUCCCCCGUGGGAAUCGAACCCACACACCUGCCAUAAAAUUAUGUAACUUCUAAAUGUUAUGCAACGAAAAACUGCCAAAUAUAUCCAAAUCGGAUUUUAGUAACCACAUUGUGGGCCUGUUACAAUACAUCAAUCAUGACGAAUUUGGCAAAUAUCCUCUUUGUUCGAUCAGAUUUGUUGAAUGUGUGCCAAUUCAGCAUCCUUCUAUCCUCCAGCAUUCCAUUGACCUCUUUACUACAUAUAUCCCCAUUACCGCCCCGAUCUCUUUCCAGGAGUUCAAACUAAUUAUUGUGUCUUUGAAAUCCCUACACGAGGUAUCGUAAAUAUGUUUUUUUAUUUGUGAACUUGUUCUGAUAGCCUUUUCGUCAACGUUUUUUUUUUUUGGCAAGGAAGUUGGCAAGGAAGUGAGUUUGUGUUUAUACAGGAUGUACCACCCCACCUACCGUCAACCAAUCAUGUCAAUGCAGAACUAUAUGGAGCUGUGCGGAUCACUCCGCAUUGUUACAAAAUUUGGGAGGCGCAUGGCAUCGCCGUACGGAGCUCAAUUUGGCCUCCGCAAGCCUCCGGAGGCACCGCAAUUGAGUCACGCCCUCCAUAUGGAGCCUCUGGGCCGCAUGCCAGAUCAAGCAUAAAUUGUCUUUAAGGCUGAUACAAGCUUAUAUCAGCCUUAAAGACAAUUUAUGCUUGCUCCAGCAAUAUGAUCUGGAGGUUCUGUGCAGAGGGUGUGAGGCAAUGGUGGAGCCUCCGGAGGCUUGCAGUGGCCAAAUCGAUCUCCGUACCACAUCACUGUGCGCCUCCCAAAUGUUUUAAACAACGCAGAGGGCUCCAUAUAGCUCCACAUUUUACAUGAUUGGUUGACGGUAGGUGAGGGCGGGAGUUCCUGUAUAAACACAAAACUCACUUCCUUGACAACUUCCUUCACAACAGUUCUGCGCUGCUCCGCAAAGUGAAGCACAAGAAGUGUGAACGCCCUGACUUCUGCAGAGACCGUAUCAGAGUAAAGGCUGCACGGCCACUGCAGAUGUCGGAUUGACCAUGCAGAGCCUUUUAGUUGUAUGUACAAGCUAGUGCUUAGGCAGAGUCCACAUUUUUGGAGCUAAAUGCACAUUUUGCUUAGCUACAGAUGGAUUAAUACUUUAAUUGAAAAUAUUGAAUACUUGUUACUAACUUUUUGUAGUUUAUAUUUUCUACAAUUACUAAUAAUAUCUGAAUUACAGAUCUUUAAUUUUAAACAAAAAAUUUGUUUAUGUCACAUAUUUUAACAGACACUGUAAAUAAUGAUGCCCUAAACAAUCCAGUGUAUAUUGGAGAGUUCCAUAAUGGGGGAUGUCUUUGUAAAACCCAUAUCUUUCAGUUAUGUACUGUUAUGUUGAUGAGCGUCACAUAUGUCAUCUACAGUAAAUGUAAACCAUAAAAUGAUGUAGCGAAAAAUGUUUUUUUAAGAUAUCAUAAGUAUUUCUUAUUUUUCAGAGAAAAAAAAAAUUCUCAGAAAAGACAUACGGUAUGUAUAAUUCGAGGAGUUAACGAUAAUGAUGACGAUGAACACCUGCGCCAUUUGGUGAAUGGCUGGACAAUUCCGCUAGGGGGAACACGUAGUUGUGAAUAGAGACUGGAAUGGGGAGGGGGAAUCCCAAGCGCUAUAAAACAGCUCCCACAACACUGUCACUUCAGCCAGGCACUACUUUAACAGAAAUACGCGAAUUUAGGUAAGAAAAUCACACAGAUUUGCGCACAGGAACACUUUUCUAAACUGUCUAACUGUUACUCGAACCAAUUGCACAGUUAGUGCUUCAUAAAGUGAUUCUCGUUUUGGCAUUGCCUGGGUAGGCUAUUUUAUCGUUCAAGAACAUCACGUAUGAUGCGCUAGUAAAGGGAGAGUGGUGUUUUAUUAUCGGCUGGUAAAACUGCGCAGACGAUUAUCCAUGCAUAUAUCCUUUGUCUUUAAUUACAAUCGUACAAAUAUAUGUUGAUAAAGUAGACACAUUUUUGAUAUUGGUUAAUUAAAAACGUUAUGUUCUAUUUAUUUUCAUUAAAGAAGUGUACUCCCACGGGGCAAAAACUGGUUUAAUGUUGUUUCCACGUCAUUUCAAUCCCCCAAAUCAAAGUGAAGACGUUGAAUCAACGUGGAAAACUCAGUGGAUUUGCAAAAAGUCAUUUUGUAUUUUUUUUUCACCUUAACUUUUAACCUACAGUUGAAGUUGGAAGUUUACAUACACUUAGGUUGGAGUCAUUAAAACUCGUUUUUCAACCACUCCACAAAUUUCUUGUUAGCAAACUAUAGUUUUGGCAAGUCGGUUAGGACAUCUACUUUGUGCAUGACACAAGUAAUUUUUCCAACAAUUGUUUACAGACAGAUUAUUUCACUUAUAAUUCACUGUAUCACAAUUCCAGUGGGUCAGAAGUUUACAUACACUAAAUUGACUGUGCCUUUAAACAGCUUGGAAAAUUCCAGAAAAUUAUGUCAUGGCUUUAGAAGCUUCUGAUAGGCUAAUUGACAUCAUUUGAGUCAAUUGGAGGUGUACCUGUGGAUGUAUUUCAAGGCCUACUUUUUUGCUUGACAUCAUGGGAAAAUCUAAAUAAAUCAGCCAAGACCUCAAUUUCCAAACACCUGAAGGUACCACGUUCAUCUGUACAAACAAUAGUAUGCAAGUAUAAACACCAUGGGACCAUGCAGCCGUCAUACCGCUCAGGAAGGAGACGCGUUCUGUCUCCUAGAGAUUAACGUACUUUGGUGCGAAAAGUGCAAAUCAAUCCCAGAACAACAGCAAAGGACCUUAUGAAGAUGCUGGAGGAAACUGGUACAAAAGUAUCUAUAUCCACAGUAAAACGAGUCCUAUAUCGACAUAACCUGAAAGGCCGCUCAGCAAGGAAGAAGCCACUGCUCCAAAACUGCCAUUAAAAAGCCAGACUACGGUUUGCAACUGCACAUGGGGACAAAGAUCGUACUUCUUGGAGAAAUGUCCUCUGGUCUGAUGAAACAAUAAUAGAACUGUUUAGCCAUAAUGACCAUCGUUAGGUUUGGAGGAAAAAGGGGAAGCUUGCAAGCCGAAGAACACCAUCCCAACCGUGAAGCACGGGGGUGGCAGCAUCAUGCUGUGGGGGUGCUUUGCUGCAGGAGGGACUGGUGCACUUCACAAAAUAGAUGGCAUCAUGAGGAAGGAAAAUUAUGUGGAUAUAUUGAAGCAACAUCUCAAGACAUCAGUCAGGAAGUUAAAGCUUGGUCGCAAAUGGGUCUUCCAAAUGGACAAUGACCCCAAGCAUACUUCCAAAGUUGUGGCAAAAUGUCUUAAGGACAACAAAGUCAAGGUAUUGGAGUGGCCAUCACAAAGCCCUGACCUCAAUCCUAUAGAAAAUGUGUGGGCAGAACUGAAAAAGCGUAUGCGAGCAAGGAGGCCUACAAACCUGACUCAGUUACACCAGCUCUGUCAGGAGGAAUGGGCCAAAAUUCACCCUACUUUUUGUGGGAAACUUGUGGAAGGCUACCUGAAACAUUCUUAAAAUAAAGUGGUGAUCCUAACUGACCUAAGACAGGGAAUCAUUACUAGGAUUAAAUGUCAGGAAUUGUGAAGUGAGUUUAAAUGUAUUUGGCUAAGGUGUAUGUAAACUUCCAACUUCACCUGUAAAUCCAAUGACAUGGUGAAAUUUUUUUGUUUGUUGAUUUCACGUUGAAUUCACAAUAGUUAACAACUCAACCAAAUGUAAAACAAAACCUAGAUGUUGAACUGACAUCGGUGCCCAGUGGGCUGUAACAAGGUAACAACUGUCACCUAUAAUACAGUGCUUUUGCAUGUUGUUUAUUUCAAUAACAAUGUACAUUGUUAUAAAACAAACCUGUGUGUGUAUUUUUUUUGGUUCAAUAACUGAUUUUCUCUCAUAAUCAUGUCAUCCACUGUAGACGAUGACAGUCUGGUCGGAGUGUGUGUGUGGAUGACAGAAGUCUGGUUGGAGCGACCACAGCCAGUGGUGGUCGUCAUGCAGCAGUAGUGUCCUGUAUACAAUAGUUACACUGUUAGCACACUGAAUAAACUGUUUUCUAUGUCAAUGUGAUGUUGGUGUUUUCUCUGUCUGUGGCUUGCUGGUUAGUACAGCUGUCUGAGUGACAUCAGAGGCUCUUGGGAUGUCAUCGUCAGUUGGUCCACAUGACUCGUCUCUGUUUUGUAAACAGUCGCCUCGUCCACCUGAUGCCACAGAAAGUGAUGUGUUUUUCCCCUGGGGUAAACUGUUGCAAAGACAGGGUGGUUAUUGGAGCCUCCAGGUUAAGAAGAGCCUUGGUGAUGGUUAGUCAACUAAUGAACAAUCAGCUUCUAAUGUGUUGUAUUUGCGCCUUUAUAGCUGUGAACCUCUUCAGUUCUGAGGGAGGUCCUCUGUUCAUUCAGGACUAGUGUGGACCCAGCAAACACACAACCACCACACAACGUUGUCUCUAAUUUUUUACAUUUUAGUCAUUAAGCUGUGAACGCUCUUAUCAGAGCCUCUUCAGUAUGAGGACAUAUUGUGUGGACUGCCCUCGGAACAAACCCACAACGCCUAGUCUUUGCAUAGCGUGCUCUUAUCCAACUGAGACUUACAGUUCUGAGGCAUUCUCCUUUAUCUGGACCUGUGGGCCAAUGCAACCCCCCAUGGGUUCCAACGUCCGGCUCUACAGAGCUACAUCAGAGGCCAUCUACCUGGACCACGUGACAUUAGUGGCCAGCCCACUGGCUCACGCGGGCGGCUACGACAGAGCUGGAUCUCACGAACCAGGACAGUGAGCCUUUGCCAGGACUUCGUGGAGGAUGAAUGGAGUCAAGAAGGAGCGAGUAUGUUAUCAGACUUAUAGAUAUUAUAGUAUUAUUAGUUAUAUGAUUAUGAUUGAUAUUUAGUAUUAUAUAUAUUAUAUAUGUAGUUAUUAUUAUUAUUAUUAUGAUAUUAUUAUUAUUAAUUAUUAUUAGUAUUAUUAUUAUUUAUUAUUAUUAUUAUUAUUAUUAUUAUUAUUAUUUAUUAUUAUUUAUUAUUAUUUAUUAUUAUUAUUAUUUAUUAUUUAUUAUUUAUUAUUUAUUAUUUAUUAUUAUUAUUAUUAUUAUUUAUUAUUAUUAUUAUUAUUAUUAUUAUUAUUAUUAUUAUUAUUAUUAUUUAUUAUUAUUAUUAUUAUUAUUAUUAUUAUUAUAGAAUACAACAUGGCUACAACAUGCAGCAGCCCAGACCUGGUCCCAGAGGCAGCCCUCGCCCUCACAGUGACAGCAGCAUGUUUGGGGUGAGGAUACAAGUCCAGGGGAUUGGGGGGUCUUCCUUACGUUGUAUUGAACAACGGGGAUAGUAGAGCAUCUCUGCCAUCUGGUGGCCUGGAGAGCUACAGCAGGAACUGGGACCACCAGGAAGUGUCUGUCAACGCCCACAGCCAGUCUGAUUACGCCUCCAUGGUGAAUGAUAGGCCAUCUCCAUUAGGUAGUCCCUAUGUGGAGCGCAGACUUUCCAACCACCAGGGGAAGUAUGCUCUUGGCUGUUCUCUGACUGAGGUUAGGAAGGGUAGGGAGUCACAGAGGACUCAUGCUGGCGUCCACCGCGUCCAUGUUCGACUUCCAGGAGUCACAUUUACAGCAGUCACAGAGGACCAAUGCCGACGUCUAAGACGGUGUUGAACUUCCAGAGACACCCAGAGCUGCUGAAACCCUACGCCCCAGACAGGGACAGCCUCAGCCCCCUCCUCUUCUCCUCCACCCGAAGACUCUCUGUUCCCCCCACUCAGACAGCCUCUGUCCCUAGGCCAGGGACAUCUCGCCAUGGGGUCUCCAGAGUAAGGCAGGGGGCCACCCUGAUCCAGACUGAAGGGUCUAGACCAGGACCAGCCAGGAGCCCUCUGCCUGCUGGGGGUGUAGAGAGGGCCCCCACCCCUGUCUCUUCCACCACCCAGACCCAAUGCCCCAGGCCCUGCCCCGUGUCUCGGCCCCGGCUCUCCACCACUCUUCUUUGGCCACCUUACUAAGCCCUCCAAAACGAGGUCACCAACGUCCCCAGGAGAUCCCUCAAACUCAGUGGACACAGAGCCCCAUCUCCUCCGUAGGAGGCCUUAUCAACCAGUUCGACAGACCCCAGCAGAUGAGCCGAGCUGGGCCUAGGAGAGGGAGAAUAGCCCCUGAGGACCGGAGGCGGCGUGGGCAGCAGACGACAGCGUCACUCAGAUCAAUCGGACCACUCCAGCCCUGCCUCGGCCGUCAGAUGGGGCCAGGGGAGAGACUCCAGGCGGAGCCACCAGAGCCCCAGGGUCACCUUAAGGGGAGAGGGGCCAACGGACUCUCCACUCUGAUGUUUAAUAAACUACAGUGGAGAAGGCCUCCCUGACCAGAUCCAGGUCUCUCAACCACACGGAGGAGGAGUCAGAGAGUGAAAUUCAGGUAAAGAGAUUAGCUUUAGAGGUUUACUCGGGUAAAGAUAAGUUUUUACUUAAUUCCUUCUAGGGAGUUUUUAACUGUGCUUUUACUUGCUCUUUGUGGGUCCCGGUCGGGUUACUGUAAAAAUCCUACAAUGUGAUUUUCUGGAUUUUUCUUUCUCAAUUUGUCUGUCAUAGUUGACGUGUACCUAUGAUGAAAAUUACAGGCCUCUCUCAUCUUUUUAAGUGGGAGAACUUGCACAAUUGGUGGCUGACUAAAUACUAUUUUUCCCCACUGUAACUGGUAUGUUGUUCUGUACAGUAGUUAUAUAACUGGUAUGUUGUUCUGUACAGUAGUUAUUUGACUGUGGUAUGCUGGUGUCAUUGAACUCAUUGCGUCUGGUUUUGGUAUUCCUUCAGGACCAAUGAUAAAACCUCCACCACUCAGAAGAAGGUGAACCUGAUGUUGGACAGAAUAAGCCAACUGAAGUGGAAGACUGCAGGGAACGUGGAGGAGGAGAUCAGGGUGAGGUUGGAUGACAUGGCUCAGAUGGUUGGUUGGACUGAGCUAGGGGAUCCCCAGCCAGACAUGGCUCAGAUGGUUGGUUGGACUGAGCUAGGGGAUCUCCAGCCAGACAUGGCUCAGAUGGUUGGCUGGACUGAGCUAGGGGAUCCCCAGCCAAAACGUUUGAAAACCACUGCUCUAGUAUACACAGAUGGUUGAGACUGCCACAUAGAAGCAUUACGAUCUUACUAUCUUGUAUGUUAUACUAAUGCAUUCAUAUAUUUGUAAAUACCUAUGUAUUUCAGUGUAAAGGAAAGAAAAGUAAAGUUGGGUAACUUAAUGUGUCUGUCUGUGAGGCGGGUUGUGAUGAGAGUGUUGUUGGACCCGUUGUUGGACCUGUUGUAGGACCUGUUGUAGGACCUGUUGUUGGACCUGUUGUUGGACCUGUUGUUGGACCCGUUGUAGGACUAUGCUGCUAAGGCCAAGGAGCUUCAGAAGAGAGGAGCAGAGGUGGAGAGAGAGGUGUCACAGCUGAAGACAGCUGGAGCAUAAGACCAUGCUACAGUACAACACAAUACAGUACAGUACAAUACAGUACAGUACAGUACAAUACAGUACAACAGUACAGUACAGUACAAUACAAUACAGUACAGUACAAUACAGUACAGUACAGUACAAUACAAUACAACACAGUACAGUACAAUACAACACAGUACAGUACAAUACAGUACAGUACAAUACAGUACAGUACAAUACAGUACAGUACAACAGUACAGUACAGUACAUACAAUACAAUACAGUACAAUACAGUACAACACAGUACAACACAGUACAGUACAAUACAAUACAGUACAAUACAGUACAACACAGUACAGUACAAUACAACACAGUACAGUACAAUACAAUACAGUACAAUACAGUACAAUACAAUACAGUACAAUACAGUACAACACAGUACAGUACAAUACAACACAGUACAGUACAAUACAAUACAGUACAAUACCAGUUACAGUACAAUACAGUACAAUUACAGUACAAACACCGUACAGUACAAUACAGUACAGUACAAUAACAACACUGUACAGUACAGUUACAUACAGUACAACACAGUACGUACAAUACAGUACAGUACAAUACAACACUGUACAGUACAGUACAUUACAGUACAGUACAAUACAGUACAGUACAAUACAACACUGUACAGUACAGUACAAUACAGUACAGUACAGUACAACACAGUACAGUACAAUACAGUACAGUACAAUACAACACUGUACAGUACAGUACAAUACAGUACAGUACAAUACAGUACAGUACAAUACAGUACUCCCAGCAGGAGAUUUGUACUUGUUUUCUCCUUACGUACAUGGAGUGACGGCCAGCUCGGACUCAUUUCAUCUUACUAGUACUGAUUUUGCAGAUGGCGUUAUUUUUGGGGUGAUCGUUAAAUGUGGUUGUUUUACCUACUUUAGUUGAAUGCACUGAGUGUGUAUGUGUGUCCUGCAGCGUGGUCGGAGUCUGGCGGAGGUGUGUUACAAGGCACAGACAGACAUGAAGACUGUUCAGGAGGAACUGGACAGGAGACAGGAAGAACUCUCCACAUUGAAAUUCAAAGUCAAUUAACUAAUAAUAAUCAAGGUGGAUUAUGGUCCUAAACCAAAUCCCGAGCUGGCCGUCACAGGCUGGCUCAGGUGGAGGCGGAGCUUGAAGUCGCCAUCGAGGAGGAAGAGCAUUUCCACAAGUGCGUAGGGGUCUAGAAGUCAUUUUGGGAUUUGGUUUAGGACCAUAAUCCACCUUGAUUAUUAUUAGUUAAUUGACUUUGAAUUUCAAUGUGUUGGCAUGCAGAAGGUUGUGAGUUUGAUCCUAGGUUGGGAAAGACAAACGCUGUUAUAUUUUUUUCUACUAAUAUUCCACCCAUCUCCUGUGUAUUCUAACCUCCUCUCUCCCUGCUAGAGUAACACAGUGCUGAGCCAGGAGGAGGAGGAGGAGGAGGAGGAGGAGGAGGAGGAGGAGGAGGAGGAGGAGGAGGAGGAGAGAGGAGGAGGAGGAGGAGGAGGAGGAGGAGGGGGAGGAGGAGGAGGAGGAUGA